Molecule: messenger RNA, 1158 nt
Organism: Aureobasidium pullulans EXF-150
Lineage: Eukaryota; Fungi; Ascomycota; Dothideomycetes; Dothideales; Saccotheciaceae
Exons: 1
Coding region: 336-1121 (261 amino acids)
Source: RefSeq, a predicted model, not a curated record
CAUCGGAAGGACCAUUUUGAGAGACGAAUUGCUUGUCCGACAGUCGUCAUUGUGACUUCUACUGGUGAACUGGUUAAAAAGAUCAUCAAGACCACUGAGUCCUUCCUUAACGAGUCUGACGAUAAGUCUUCACCUGUGCCCUUCGACGUCUUUUCAGCCAAAGGGGGGAUAGCAAGAUCCGUUCGGCUCUGCUGACUUCCAAGCCAAACAUUCUCGUGUGUACUCUUGGUAGACUGGCAGAAUUGACUGGCGACUCAAAUUUCAGCGCUCGACUUCUCCACCUUCUUGUCAUCGAUCAUGGAGCUGUUUUGGCAUCUGCAGAAAACAAAACCAACAUGGAUCGCAUCAUCGCCUGGGCCAGGUGUGAGAUGUCUGGCCCAAUCAGGAGAGCGCUAACCUUUCCUCUCGGCCCUUGUCCCUUGACGACAAUUGUGUUGAGCCACAGAAUCGACUUCAACCUGGAGCUGCACCGUCAGCUAAGAAAGCGUUACCUCGAGUUCGUCGGCUCGUGUCGACCCAUGCAUAUCGCAUUUGCAAGAAACCCUCGUGUCAACUUCACAGGCCAGAUCAAAGUCCAGACGUGCAACUUCAACACAACCGCCCGGUGCGAAUACUUCGUCAAGACAUUGCUGCCCUUGCAUGCGGAUGAACGCAUCAUCUGCAUUGAUCCGUCGAAAGAACGCGUAGUCGAAGAGAGCGCCAAAUGCAACAGCCUGGGUAUCCAGUCAGAAGCGUUCACCACCGAACCCGAAAGACGCCAAAUCAUCGAGCGCUUCCGCCUGAAGAAGUGCAAGAUCAUGUUCACCACACCCGCCGCAGUCGAAGGAAUUCGAUACAACGACGUGAAAACACUCGUUAUCUUCGCAUCCCCCUACGAAAGCUUCUACACAGACCAAGAUUGUAUGGACAAGCCUGGUGUAUUCAAGCGUCGCGAGGACUGCUUGCGUGACUACGUCGAAGCAAUCGGACCAGCCGGAGAAGAGGCAAUCGUCUACAUAUUCGUAGCAGUGGGUACGAAUCAGAAGAUCAAAGAUGCUAUUGCUCAGGUGAAGAUGGAUGCUGGACUGGAGGUUGAUGCUGUGCUCAAGCCACGCAGCGUGUGUCCUGAUUAUUACCUCUAGGGUACCGACAAUGUCCUCUUCAAUGCCCUAGUAGAAG